This is a messenger RNA of Megalops cyprinoides (Indo-Pacific tarpon), 799 nucleotides long. It is a transcript of the gene commd8, whose product is annotated as COMM domain containing 8. NCBI's taxonomy places the organism in Eukaryota, Metazoa, Chordata, Actinopteri, Elopiformes, Megalopidae. The record is from RefSeq and is a predicted model, not a curated record. The transcript has 5 exons. The coding region runs from base 55 to 585 and encodes 176 amino acids.
UGUGCGAACUAUGGUGCUGUUUCUGAAUGGGAAAGGGACCGGUUGACUGGAAUUAUGAUAAAAUUACUCGAGAAACUGCCCCCAAACGAAUGUGCAAAAUUUCUGCACAGGGUGGUGGAUGGGGUGUGUGGGAGGAACCCUCCCAGAAUGAAAGAUUAUGGGAACAUGUGGAGUCUGACAGAGUGGCUGGAGCUGCUGGAUGGUCUCUCCUCUUUCUUCCGCUUUGCAGUGGGGAAAAAAUUAUCAGAUGAAGAGGUGCUGGAGUCUCUCGGGGACCUGAACAGCGGGCACCGCGAGGUCAUGCUGACGUGCCUGAAGGGUCGCAGGGACGAGAUUCGUCACGCCCUGCUGGAGAGGACCAAUGCUGUGUCCUCAGCGCAGCUCCAGGACUUCGACUGGCAGAUCAAGUUGGCCCUGUCCAGCGACAAGAUCUCCUCCCUCCAGAUGGCGCUGUUGAACCUCAAUCUGGAUGUGAAGCAGGAUGGUGUGGUGAAGCCCGUGUCCAUCGAGCUCAACCGAGAGGAGCUGCAGACCCUCAUCAGCUCUUUAGAGGCAGCCAAUAAGGUCGUGCUUCAGCUGAAGUGAAGGAAGGUUGGAGGUUAGCAGGGGCUACAGUAUGUCCAUAAGCGAGAGAGAGAGAGAGAGAGAGAGGAGGGAAGACUUGGAGAGGUGGGGAGUGAUGUCAUCACCGGGGGACACCGAGAAGCUGGGCACUGCUGGGAAAGCUGUCCAAGGAAAUGUGUUUGUGUAAUAGAAACUGUCAUCGUCUCAUCUGGCAGGUGCCAAGAAGAAACUAAUG